Salvia miltiorrhiza (redroot sage) is the source of this 3915-nucleotide messenger RNA. Its product is annotated as LRR receptor-like serine/threonine-protein kinase RGI5. NCBI's taxonomy places the organism in Eukaryota, Viridiplantae, Streptophyta, Magnoliopsida, Lamiales, Lamiaceae. Gene Ontology annotation, molecular function: protein binding; protein kinase activity; ATP binding. Gene Ontology annotation, biological process: protein phosphorylation. The record is from RefSeq and is a predicted model, not a curated record. The coding region runs from base 493 to 3732 and encodes 1079 amino acids. The transcript is spliced from 2 exons.
UACAACUCAAAUCUCUCCACAUCCCUCCACAACAAAACCAAAAAUGGCCGCCAUUAGUGGUCUCCAACAAUGAGCUCCUCAACACUUCUAUAACUUCACUUAUCCCCACCACCGCCUCCGCCGCACACGGCGGAGCUAGCUCCGGAAGAGAAAUUUAGAAGAAGAAGAAGAAGAAGAGAAGAAAAGGAAAUUACCUAGCUCAUCAAACUAAACACUAAGGUUUUUAUUGAUAUCACUUGACUUAUUGCCACCCCUUCUUUCAACAAUCCCAUCACCACCACCACCGCCGCCGCCGCACACGGCGGAGGAAGAAGAAGAAAAAGAGAAAGAAAACCAAAACCCUCAUCAAACACAAACAUUUUUCUUUGAUAUCACAUGCAAGAUCUUCAUCUCACAUGCAUGUUGUCUCCCUAGAGUGGACUUCCACCAUUACCACCACCGCCGUCCGCCGGCGCCAUUCUUGAGCUAAUUGAGAAUCAAGAAUCAUAAAAAAUGGAGACUAGGGCAUCACUACCUUCCCUCCUCAUCCUCUCUCUCCUUGUCCACUUAACCCAGUCUCUCUCCCCCGACGGCGAAGCCCUCCUCUCCCUCCUCUCCGGCGCCGACCCCUACUACAAAAACUCCUCCCCCAUCCUCUCCACAUGGAACCCCACAACCCCAACCCCAUGUUCAUGGCAAGGCAUCACAUGCUCCCCUCAACAAAGAGUCAUCUCCCUCUCCAUCCCAAACACCUUCCUCAACCUCUCCUCCCUCCCCCCUUCCCUCUCCUCCCUCUCCUCCCUCUCUCUCCUCAACCUCUCCACCACCAACAUCUCCGGCCCCAUCCCCCCCUCCUUCUCCUCCCUCUCCCACCUCCGCCUCCUCGACCUCUCCUCCAACUCCCUCUCCGGCCCCAUCCCCCCCUCCUUCGCCGCCCUCACCUCCCUCCAAUUCCUCUACCUCAACUCCAACAAGCUCACCGGCGCAAUCCCGCCGCCGCUCGCCAACCUCUCCGCCCUCCAAGUCCUCUGCCUGCAAGACAACCUCCUCAACGGCUCAAUCCCAGUUCAGCUCGGCUCGCUACUUUCCCUCCAGCAGCUCAGAAUCGGCGGGAACCCUUUCCUCACCGGGGAAAUCCCCUCCCAAUUAGGGCUCCUCACAAACCUCACCACCUUCGGCGCCGCCGCCACCGCCCUCACCGGCGCCAUCCCGCCCUCACUCGGCAACCUCGUCAGCCUCCAAACCCUGGCAUUAUACGACACCGAGGUCUCUGGCGCCAUCCCGCCGGAGCUCGGCUCAUUAUCCGAGCUCCGGAACCUCUACCUCCACAUGAACAAGCUCUCCGGCCCCAUCCCAGCCGAGCUGGGCCGCUUACAGAAGCUCACCAGCAUGCUAUUAUGGGGAAAUUCUCUAUCCGGCGCCAUCCCCACCAGCCUCGCCAACUGCACGUCGUUAGUCGUGCUCGACGUCUCCGCCAACCAGCUCUCCGGGGAGAUCCCCGGAGAGCUGGGACUCUUAAAAGUCCUGGAGCAGCUGCACCUGUCGGACAAUGCUUUGGCGGGGCCCAUCCCGCCGGAGCUGUCCAAGUGCAGCAGCCUCAUCGCUCUGCAGCUGGACAAGAACCAGCUGUCGGGGCUCAUCCCCAGCCAGAUUGGUCAACUCAAGUAUCUGCAGAGCUUUUUCCUGUGGGGGAAUUCUGUGUCCGGCACCAUUCCCCCGGAGUUCGGGAACUGCACUGAGCUCUACGCUCUCGACCUUUCCAGGAACAGACUCACGGGGAACAUUCCUGACGAGAUAUUCGGCCUCAGGAAGCUCAACAAGCUCCUGCUCCUCGGGAACUCGCUCACUGGCACGCUGCCACGCUCACUCGCAGCGUGCCAGUCCCUCGUCAGGCUGAGGCUCGGGGAGAAUCAGCUCACCGGUGAGAUUCCCAAAGAGAUUGGUCAGCUGCAGAAUCUGGUGUUCCUCGAUCUUUACAUGAAUCGUUUCGAGGGGAAUCUGCCUCCUGAGAUUGCGAAUGCUACCGUUUUGGAGCUCUUGGAUGUGCAUAACAACUGUAUAACCGGCGCCAUACCGUUUGAGUUAGGUAAUCUCGUUAAUUUGGAGCAGCUUGAUUUGAGUAGCAACAGUUUCAGCGGUGAGAUUCCUUCCACAUUUGGCAAUUUCAGUUACUUGAAUAAGCUUAUCUUGAAUAACAAUCUGUUGACUGGGGAGAUUCCUAGCUCCUUGAGGAAUUUGCAGAGGAUUACUCUGCUUGAUCUGAGCUCCAAUAGUUUGUCCGGUGUGAUCCCUGAUGUGGUAGGAUAUUUGGCUAGCUUGACCAUUAGUCUGGAUUUGAGUGGCAAUAGAUUCAGCGGUGAGAUUCCUGAGACGAUGUCGGGGUUGAGGCAGCUCCAGUCGCUUGAUCUUUCGUGUAACAUGUUUUCUGGUCGGAUCACGGUGUUGGGCACCUUGACUAGCCUCACUAGCUUGAAUGUAUCACACAAUAACUUCUCAGGGCCGGUUCCGGUCACCCCCUUUUUCAAAACCUUAACUGUGACUUCUUUCCUGGAGAAUCCCCAUCUGUGUGAGUCUGUGGAUGGGAUGACUUGCUCGUCCCGGUUUAGGGUUGGGAGCGGGUUGAGGUCGGCUAGGACCAUAGCCCUGGUGGCCGUGGUCCUGGUGUCUGUCGUGAUGGCCGUGGUAGCAGUCUGGAUCAUUGUUGCGAGGAAUCAUAAUAGGUACCUCAUGGAUCACAAGUCUGGCCUGUCCGGGGGAGCCCCUGGGGAGGACUUGUCGUUUCCAUGGACAUUCAUCCCCUUCCAGAAGCUCAACUUCUCGGUGCAGAGCAUCCUGGGGUGCCUGAGGGAGGAGAAUGUGCUUGGGAAGGGGUGCUCCGGGGUGGUCUACAAGGCGGAGAUGCCUAAUGGGGAGGUGAUUGCAGUGAAGAAGCUGUGGAAGACGAGGAAUAGAGACGAGGAGAGUGUUACUAUCAAUGACUCCUUUGCUGCUGAGAUACAGAUUCUUGGGCACAUUAGGCAUAGGAAUAUAGUGAAACUGCUUGGAUACUGCUCUAAUAGGAGUGUGAAGCUUUUGUUGUAUAACUACAUACCUAAUGGGAACCUGCAGCAGCUCUUGCAGAACAAUAGGCAGUUAGAUUGGGAGACAAGGUACAAGAUCGCGGUUGGGGCGGCCCAGGGGCUCGCCUACCUCCACCACGAUUGCCUCCCGGCUAUCCUCCACAGGGACGUCAAGUGCAACAACAUUCUGUUGGACAACAAGCACGAGGCGUACCUGGCGGAUUUCGGGCUGGCCAAGCUCAUGAGCUCGCCCACUUACCACCAGGCUAUGUCAAGAGUUGCUGGAUCUUAUGGGUAUAUUGCACCAGAGUAUGGAUACACGGUGAACAUAACGGAGAAGAGCGACGUCUACAGCUACGGGGUGGUGCUGCUUGAGAUACUGAGCGGGCGCAGUGCAGUCGAGCCUCAGGUAGGCGACGGGCUGCACAUAGUGGAGUGGGUGAGGAAGAAGAUGGGGAGCUUCGAGCCAGCAGUGUCGGUGCUCGACUUGAAGCUCCAAGGGCUGCCGGACCAGAUGGUGCAGGAGAUGCUGCAGACGCUCGGGAUCGCCAUGUUCUGCGUGAACUCGUCGCCGGCUGAGAGGCCGACGAUGAAGGAGGUGGUGGCUCUUCUAAUGGAGGUGAAGAGCCAGCCGGAGGAAACAGGGAAGACUUCAUCUCAGCCCUUGAUGAAACAGUCCUCAAAUCAUAGCUAAUUCAUCUUUUUUGUUUUUGGGGACUUUUUAUUUGUUAGUGUUAGGGAAUUUAGUGAUUGAUUUUCUUUCUAGAGGGAAUUUCUCAUCCUUGGAUUUGGACCUGCCUUAUGCAAACUAGUUCUUUUUUUUCCUGUACAGUUUUAGUAAACAUUAGAUUUCUCAAACUGGCUUACAUUUCCAUCA